Molecule: messenger RNA, 7186 nt
Organism: Scylla paramamosain (green mud crab)
Lineage: Eukaryota; Metazoa; Arthropoda; Malacostraca; Decapoda; Portunidae
Product: DNA-binding protein RFX2-like
Exons: 19
Coding region: 2114-4420 (768 amino acids)
Biological process (GO): regulation of transcription by RNA polymerase II
Molecular function (GO): RNA polymerase II cis-regulatory region sequence-specific DNA binding; DNA-binding transcription factor activity, RNA polymerase II-specific
Source: RefSeq, a predicted model, not a curated record
CUGAAAAAAAAAAAAAAGAAUGUUUACCUGACGCCCACCAUAGAAAACGUAACCGAAUCUGACAAUUUUUAAGGUGGACUCGUGAAUAAGCGGAAUAUUUGAACUGAAAUUUUUAGGUGUUUGUGUGUAUAGAAAGAGGCUGGUUGGUUUUUUGCAGUGUUUAGAAAAGGAAUGGAGCGUUUUCUUUGAACUUUUUAAGGUAAACUCGUGAGGAAACGGAAUAUUUGAAUAGUUAAUGGAAACUUAGAAGGUGCCUAGGAAAAUCUUGGUAACUUUUGCGUCUUGUUAAAGAAAGAAGAAAUUUUGUUGACUUUGUGGAUUAGAAAACUGUUAGUGGUAAAAAUAGAUAUUAUUACGAGAAUUAUCUGUUGAAAUAAAAGAAAAGAAAAGACUGAAGUAAAAUAACGUUAAUAUGUACUUAGAAAUAACUUAUAAGGAAAAGUGUUUAUAUAUGUGACUUGUGAACUUAGAAAAGAAAAAAAGAGUAUUAUAAAGAAUGAUAUAGAAAAUAAUUGAAGUGUUGUGAGUAUAAUAUACUUUUAAAAUACUUUGAAUUUGUGAACAUUAUAAGAGAGGAAUGAAUGAAUGAAAAGCAAAACGAGAUGAAAUGAAGAUAAUUGAAAAAAAUAACAGAAAACAGGAGAAAUAAAGAUAGAAAUAAGAGGAAAUGAAAUAAAGAAAAUUCAAAGCAAGGAAAAGAAAGAAAAACGAAAAAAGUAAAAGAAAAAAGAAAAACAAACUAAAUAUGAACCAAAAAAUGAGAAACUGAAAGAAAACAAACAAAAAAUAAACAAAACAAACGUGCCAUUCGUUAAACCAACAAGCAGGUAAACAAACAAACAAACAAACAUUAUUCCUUUUCAUUUUUUUUCGUGUUUCUUUUAAUUUCUUCCUUCAUUUCGUUGGUUCAUUUUAUUUAUUUAAUGUUCCCUUCCUUCGUUAAUUUUUCCCUCUCUUUCUAUUCCUCUAUUCCUUCAUUCAUUCUAUAUUUUAAUUAAUCUUCACUACUACUACUACUACUACUACUACUACUACUACUACUACUACUACUACCACCACCACCACCACCACCACCAUUGUGAGGGGUCCCAAUCAGGCCGCAGGUUACACCAGCCCACCCCCCUCCGGCAUGUCACCCCCCGUCACCCCAGCGGGAGGGGGGCCACCACGUCACCACCGCCAGGAUGAGAGGUACCACCACCACCACCACCACCGCUACCACCACCACUACCACUAUAAAAGGGGAUAUCUCGACAGUCACCACAAAUCCCACACCUGCCAUCACCACUACAAGCUCACAGGGACCCCACAACACCACUACAAGCUCACAUUGUCACCACAACACCACUACAAGCCCACAUUGUCACCACAACACCACUACAAGCUGUGAGGGGCGUCCAGUCAUCACCACGAGCUCUCAAGACCAUUUAAUCACCACUAUAAGCCCCCACAGCAACCCCAUCAUCACCACAAAUCUUCAACACCAACCCAUCACUUCUACAACCUUGCAACACCGCGCUGCCACGUCUACAAGCCUACAACAGCGCCCCGUCACAACCACAAGCUUGCAACACUGCCCGACCACCACUACAGCGCCCCAGAACCUCCCAGUCACCUCCCUACCUCUCCCCAUCACCCCCAGGCAGCCCCAGGACUCCCCACUGCUCCCCAGCCCCACCCAGGAACCUCAGCUAACGGCUCUCCCCAGCUUUGGCCUGUCUUUCCCUCCAACGUUAACGGACAGAAUUCUUCAAGAGGCUGUUCUUCGGCAGGCGUGUGUUGGCCAGUGUGUGGGGGAGGUGAUGACAGCUGCAACUGGCGGGGGUUACAUGACGAACAUGCCCGCGGGAACGGCCUCCAGGGACAGCGGUAGCAGUAGUGGGGAUCUCAUCUCUUCCCCUUCGCCCUCCACCGCCUCCUCGGAUGGUGGGGGGCCUGGCGGAGGGGCGGGGGGGCGGCAGGGGGGUCCUCCUCCUCCCCUCCCCCUGCCCCCUCCCCUCUGUUGACUAUCGUGCCAGCGUUGCAUCCGAGCUCCCCCAGGGCUGGCAGUGCAUCCCCCUCCUGCCCCCCCACUGACAGCUUGGGGGUGACAGCACACAUAACAGCACAGGUGAUGGUGACAACAGGGUCCAGUGCCAGCGAGGGUGGUGAUGGUGGUGGUGAGGGGGCCCUGUCCUCCACCUCCUCCUCCUCCUCCCCCUCUGUGUCCCUCACCAAGGGCACCAUCAUCCCCCCAGACUCCCUCAUCAUCAGCACAGAGGGUAGUUCGGCACGCUCGUACACCUCCCUUACCCCCGUCACCCCCAGCAUAGUGUCGGAGGGGGAUGGGUCCCUGGACUCUAGCGGGGGGACUGUAGCCAUUCACAGUUCCUACGUCCAGUAUGUUGAUGCUUCACCUGACCCUCUGUUCCCAGCUAAUAGUGCCCAGAUGGCCUAUCCGGUGUACACAGUUGGAGACACCACUCUGUACUCCUCGUCUAGCAAUACGUACUACCAGCCGGGCCCCACCACACCUGUCUCCUACUCUCAGGAGGUUGCCAACAGUCCAGUGAGUGGGCAGAUCUUGUCAUCGAGCACCAACACUUAUGUUAUCCAGCCAGCCAUUGAUACUGACACACAGCCACUCAUCAACACACGCGCCUCGCCUCAAACUAAUUUCAGAGAGGAACCCACAACUCCAAGAUCUCGGCAUGAAGAGGAGGAUGGAGUGACAUAUGUCGUUAGUGGCGGAAGUCCUCCACUUGAUGCUGACGCCCAGGCUAACCUCGCUCACGCCACCAGAGUCUCCCCCGCUACGGUACAGUGGCUGAUGGACAAUUACGAGACAGCGGAGGGAGUCAGCCUGCCCCGUUCCACCCUGUACAACCACUACCUCCGCCACUGCGCCGACCACAAGCUGGAUCCCGUCAACGCCGCCUCCUUUGGAAAAUUAAUUCGUAGUGUUUUCCUGGGACUACGAACUCGCCGACUGGGCACCAGAGGCAACAGCAAGUACCACUACUAUGGAAUCCGCAUCAAACCCACUUCUCCUCUUAUCAACGUAAACGACGACGGCUCUCCCAUCACCGUGCGCCACCAGGGGUCCUGCAACACCUCCCUCAAGAAAUCUGGGCAGUCCUCCCUUCCCCAGCAGACCCCACAGCCCUCCCAGCCCCAGCAGUCCCCAGGCAGCCAGAAGAACUUGCAGGCCAGCGCCACCAAGACCCAGGACACUCAUUAUGACUCGCACACUCAAGUCUCCGCUGAAACGUCCCCAAUGAUCCUGCAGAACCAACAGUACCUGGGUGACGUGAGCCAGGCUGUACCCAUGUUUGAGGAGGUCGACUUUGGCCCAGGCACCCUGCCAGCCGGCGUCACCAGGGCACACCUCGACACCUUCACCAGCCUCUACAGGGAGCACUGCGAGACAAUUUUGGAUGCUAUUUAUAACCUCCAGUUUUCUUCAGUGGAGACUCUGUGGAAACGCUUCUGGUUGGUGAAUAACAACAACACCAGCAAAUCGACAGGAAGUGAGCUGUCUGACGAUGAGGAGGGAGACCUGGCUUCCCUCCUGCCUUCCUCUGUCCUGCAGGCAUUACUGAGGGCUCCACCGGUGCUUGAAUUCAUCAGGAACUUCGACUACCAGUUCUAUCAGAAUCUGGUAGAGGUGCUGAUUCCUGAUGUGCUGAGAUCAAUUCCCUCCAGCCUCACUCAAGCUAUUCGGAACUUUGCCAAGAGUCUGGAGUCGUGGCUUUACAGUGCUAUGCUGGGCUGUCCUCAGGAGCUCAUUAGCAUCAAGGUGAUUGCCGUGGCGUCGCUGGCUCAAACUCUCCGUCGUUACACGUCCCUGAACCACUUAGCACAGGCGGCCAGGGCAGUACUGCAGAACUCGGCCCAGAUUUCGCAGAUGCUGGCCGACCUCAACAGAGUAGACUUUCAUAAUGUACAGGAGCAGGCCUCGUGGGUGUGCCAGUGUGACGUGAGCCUAGUGGGGCGCCUGGAGGAGGAUUUUAAGGCUACCCUCCAGCAGCAGAACAGCCUGGAGCAGUGGGCUGAGUGGCUGCAGGCUGUGGUAGGUCAGGUGCUGCGGCCUCACGACAACAAGCCAGAUUUUCCGAAGCAGGCCAGACAGUUCCUGCUUAAGUGGUCCUUCUACAGCUCGAUGGUGAUCCGCGACCUGACCCUUCGGAGUGCUGCCUCGUUUGGCUCCUUCCACCUGAUCCGUCUGCUGUAUGACGAGUAUAUGUUUUACCUGGUGGAGCAUCGCGUGGCAUCCUCCCUUGGCCUCACCCCUAUCGCUGUCAUAUCCCAGGGCCUUGGAGGAACAAGCAAGGCAGCUUCAGACGCCAACAACUUCAUCAAUGGUGACGUGCCGGCCUACCACCGCUCAGAGGACGCAGUGUUGCCAGCAUUCAAGCGCCUCAAGUAUGAAACAUCUUAACUCCCCUCACCUCAUCCUUCCCCUUCCAUCCUACUCCUGUUCCUCCAGUACCCACAGAAAACCCCUCCCUUCCUCCCCCUCCCCUCCUCCCCCCGUCACCCUGGCACAAAGGGGAAGGCGCCUCCCCCGGUGGACAUCCUCCCCAUUACUUCCUUCCCCCGCCAAGCCCAGGAGUGCCCCGGCCCACUGAUGCUGUGGAGGACCCAGGCACACGGCACGGAGGGAAGAUGUGUGUGUGUGUGUGUGUGUGUGUGUGUAAGGGUGGUGUAAGGUGUCAUCAAACACAGUGGGUGAGUGAGUUGGGUGAGUGGGUGUGUGGGGGAAAGGACAGAGUCAUCAGAGGAAGCUAGCACCAUCUAGUCAGUAUUAUUGUUUAGCAUCUUGGACAAUUUGUGUUUUAUGUUACUGUUUAUUUCCAAAAAAACAAAAAGAAAAAUUAUUUUUGUAUGUGUCCAAGGCUGUCAAGAACAGAAAGUGUGUGUGUGUGUGUGUGUGUGUGUGUGUGUGUGUGUGUGUGUGUGUGUGUGUGUGUGUGUGUGUGUGUGUGUGUGUGAGUGAGUGAGUGAGUGAGUGAGUGAGUGUUUGUCCUCACAUGUGGUGUGGUGUAACACCAGCAGGUGUAGUUCUUCGUAGGACAAAAAAAAAUCUAGUCAUAGAUGGUAUAACUAUUUUUUUUUAAGUGUCAGAAACUGAGCUUCAUUCUACAGGUUUGAGACGGACAGUGCAGGUGUGUAGUGUUGAGGGAGUGUGGCAGUGUGGCAGCAGGCGUGUGCCCCGUCCCGCCUAGACUGGCGGGGCGCCGCAAGCUCCCCCGCCUGGCCGGGUGUCCCCCCGCCGGGCGGGGCGCUGCCCCCUGCCUGUAGGGUUUCUUAAUCGUUGUUUCAGAAGUGUUGUGUAAUUUAUAUUUUUAUACCAAAAAGAACAACACGGAGGGGCGGUGUGGGUGUCCACCGCCACCGCCCCGAGUGGGCGCGGCGGCCGCCCCGCCCCGUCCCGCCCCGUCCCGUCCUCGUGUGACCCCAGACAAGCCGGGACAGCAAGGACUUCCGAGCCGGCUGCCCGUUGCGGGCGUGGCGGGGCGGGGCGGAGAGGCGCCUUCUUCCUGUGUGCUGUUGCUUUGCUCAAUGUCUCCAUCCAGUGUGUCUCCCCCACACGGCGCCCCAAGAGGACCUAUUUUUACCGACGAGGAGCAGCCUUUGCCGGCCGGCAGAGGCCAGCAGGGGAGGGUGUGUGGGGGCAGUAUUAGUGUGCAGGGCGGCGCGAGGCGGGGCAGGCGCGGGGCCACUGUGUGUCGGGCACCAGACGACCCCCGCGCCAGCAUGCGGCGGCGGCGGUGGUCAGCGUGUGGUGGUGUGGCACUGCGUGGCUUCCAUGGCCCCCUGCCUGCCCUCCUCCCCCGCCACUCACUGUUAUAUUAUUUUAUGUGGACGUUUGAGAUAAAAAAAAAAAUGGUCCCGCCGGCCGCCCCACGCCACACUCCCCCCGGCUGCCUGGCUGGGGGACGGGGGCGAGGGGGGCGGCGGGGCACCUCAGUGUUGAAUGUGAUACUGUGUUGUGGGUCUGGUGGAGGACCAAAAGGUUAUUAGUGUCUCUGUGUGCCUCUAAUUCUCUACAGUUACUCAUUUAACAGUUAAGUCAGUCAGUCAGUCAGUCAGUCAGUCAUGCUUGCCAACCUACACGUGUGAGGCUAACUGUACUCCCCAUGUGUGUGCAUGUGUGUGUGCGUGUGUCCCCUGUGCACCGAGUGACCCACGUGUGGUACAAAUAUAUUAUAGAAAAGUUGCACACACAGAUGGAAAAACGUUUGACUAAAUUAAGGUCACAAUCUGAUAUAUUUUGUGUGUCGGUUAAGUCCAGCGGUGGUGGUGGUGGUCUGUGCUGCCGCGGCCGCCACACGCGCCACCGUACUCGCACAUUGCCUGUCUGCGCAGAGGCUACCUGGCUACAUGGACAACGAACUAGUGGUCCAUUACUAGCAACAUUAUCAGGGAAAAUUAACAAACAAAUGUAUUUAUCUAAAAAAAAAAUAAAAUAACAAAUCCAAGAAAUUCUUAAUCAUUGUAAUUAUUCUGUCAGAGUUGUGGCCGCGGUGGUUUGGUAAGGCAACAGCUAGGCGAGGGAAAACAUCUGUGGCGGGACGAGUAACAAUGUGUGUGUGUGUGUGUGUGUGUGUGUGUGUGGUGGAGAGGCAAGGCAGUGUGAGGCGUUGCAAUGCUGCUGUCCGGUCAUGACGCACUGGUUAACCUACACGCUCAUAGUCUUGUUGAGAAAGAAUUAUUACCGUGCAUCUUUUUGGUGUGCAGUGGUUUGUUAUUGGCCAGCUGGAAUGUUGUAGUGUUGGAGUGACGGACAGGCAUGGUGACGCUGCGGUCUGUGCCCCACUAAAACAUGUUGAUACUGCACACACACACAUACCACACCAACAUACACAACACCAACAAACAUACAUACCACGCCAAAACACACACACACACACACACACACACACACACCAAGGCACAGAUGUUUUCCCAGGUGAUGCAGGUGUGGGCUCGUCCCGGCCAGUGGUGCAGAUAGUGUUUGGUUAAGAGUGGCACGACAGCUGCUGGCAAAGUGAAGCUGAGAGCACGAGGUGAGAGGGAAGGCUAGGGUGAUGGCGGUAGCGCGGCUCUGAUGCCACGCGCCACCGGUCUUGUGCCGCCCCUCCCUCCCCGCCAGGGCCAGAGGGAGCCAGAUAUGUUUUGUAAUGUUUGUUUUGUAUAAUGUAUGAAUAAACCAGCAAAUGGU